Cryptotermes secundus is the source of this 6062-nucleotide messenger RNA. RefSeq names its product dachshund homolog 2 (gene dac). Lineage: Eukaryota; Metazoa; Arthropoda; Insecta; Blattodea; Kalotermitidae. Bases 674 to 3091 code for a protein of 805 amino acids. The transcript is spliced from 14 exons. The record is from RefSeq and is a predicted model, not a curated record.
UUUUCCACCCUCCCUCCACGUUUUUAUUUAUUACUUUUGUGACUGUGGACUGUACUUCUUGUGCACAUCUCAUGUCCUCGGGAGCUUAGAGUAGCUGCCGGAUGUAAUUUCCACAGCGCGGAAAGCCCCCCUUCUCCGAUAAAAACACAGCAGUGUGUGUGUAUGUGUGUGUGUGCGAUUACGGACCUUUCUUCUUCGUCCCUGUUUCCAGCGGGCGGUACCUAAUCAUCUUGUUUUGUUGUGUGAGCACUGGAAGGAUAAGGUACAUGAGGUGAACAGAGGAGACAUCCAGAUAGAGAGAACGAACACAGUGAGUGUUUUUAAGUUUUCUGCUGAUUCCCUCCCCCCCCUCUGUCCCCAGGUUCUCUCUCGCUACGUCUUCCUGCGCUCUGUUGUCUCUCUCCUCUCUUAUUGUGUGGAAGCAUACAGUCAGUCAGUCAGUCGGACAGACAGACAUACCAAUCAGAAGCGGCACCACCUGGUUCCCGGCUCCAGAUGGACUCGACACUCUGCACCAGUGACAAUAGCCCGCAUCGUCCUGGAUACACCGGCAUGGGUUUAGUCAAGUGCCACGAGUGACGAUGGUGUUGAGCGUGUGAUAAGUGCCAGCUGUAGCAAACUUUUCGUAGUGCAGAAAGUGAUUUUUUUUUUGUUUCCAAGCAGCGGGUGAACUAUGAGUAUGGAUUCCGUAAUGGACUCUUCUUCCACCAACAGCGACCAUAGUAGCAAUGCCUCGUCUUCGGCGUCGCCUCCAGUCGCCAUCAAGCCGCCUGUUACUCCCCCGAGCAGCAACAAUAACAAUCCCCCGGGGCCUCAGCAACCGCCUCACAGCCCACCGAGCAUGGUGCGACAGCCGGGGAGCCCCAACGCAGUGCCUAGCGUCACACAACAGGCGCCGCCAACCCCUCAGCAUCCGCACACACUGAGUCCUGUGCCCGUUUCCACCCCCAACAGCAUCACUGCCGUACCUCCGAGGAUAUCACAGUCCGUGAUGCCACCUCUGCCGCCCCCAGGCCUCGGCCUGCUCAACUCGCUGGGGGGCGGCAUGAUCCAUCACUCGCCGCUGGACCUGAUGGCCGCGGCGCACCAUGGAGGCCCCCCCCGAUCCUACAACAGCCCACCACCCAUCUCGAGCUCUGACCCCACGGCCAAUGAGUGCAAGUUAGUGGACUACCGCGGACAGAAAGUCGCCGCGUUCAUUAUCGCCGGCGACACGAUGCUGUGUCUUCCUCAGGCAUUCGAGUUGUUCCUCAAGCACCUCGUUGGAGGACUGCACACCGUCUAUACGAAGCUGAAGAGACUCGACAUAGUGCCUCUGGUCUGCAACGUGGAACAAGUUCGCAUUCUUCGGGGACUCGGAGCCAUUCAGCCGGGUGUGAACAGGUGCAAGUUGCUCUCGUGCAAGGACUUCGAUAUUCUGUACAGGGAUUGCACCACCGCCAGGUACGCACCUGUUAUAGUUGGUAGAACUGACAUGACUCAGGAGAACCGGGUUCGAGUGGCGACCGAAUCAUUAUUCAGUUCUUCCAACAAUCUAAUGCGUAGUUGGCUAGGGGAAGGAACUAUCUCCAGGCCUGGGCGACCUCCGAAGCGGGCAACUGUCGGUCUCUCAAUCGCUGCUAGCCACCUCGCCCAGCAUCACCAGCAGCUGAAGAAGCACCGGCUCGACAACGGCGAAUACCCGGGCUACGAGAAUGGACAUCUCGGCGACCCUCCCCGGCUUGAAAAGUCGCCUCUGCUGGCGAACGGCUACAAUCAUCCACCCACGCACCUGAACCAUAUGCAGUUCAUGCAACUGAACCAUCACCCAGCUGCAGCGCACACCGCCAUCUUGUCACCUGCGGGAAUUCCCCACCAUGGGCUGGCGCGCGCAGAUGGCUCUAUCAUCAAGAAUCAGGGUAUUCCAGGAAUGGAUGCCAUCGCAAGAUCCGGUAUUUGGGAAAAUUGCCGUGCGGCAUAUGAAGACAUCGUUAAGCAUCUUGAAAGGUUACGUGAGGAACGAGGGGAGGCGGAAAGAGCUCUAGCCCUCGAUCACAAAGUUCGAGACCUCAGCUCACACAAUGGCUCUACUCUCUACCCGUUCGCAGGGACUAUUGGACACUGGAGACCUUCACAUCAGUGCUCUUCGAACGGACACAGCCCAGUUCUGAAUUUGUCCAAAAGCGGGGGCGGCUCAGGGGGCGAACACUCGGGAAGCGAAGCGGGGCAUACGGGCCCAGAGGACGACGAAGAUGAUGACAAUGUGAGUGACGCGGAUGAGGAGGACGAAAAGGAUCAAGCUGAUCUGAGCGACACUCCUGAAAUCGGCGGUCUGAACAGCGCACCCGGUAGCGACUCCCAGCAUGCCAUCAACUAUUCGACGCUUGCCUCUGCGGCGGCAGCGGCGGGGGCGGUUGCGUCCGGAGUGGGGGUUGGGGUCGGAGUGGACCCCAGCAUCUCCUCCACAGAGACACUGCUGAGAAACAUCCAGGGUCUGCUCAAGGUCGCAGCCGACAACGCGAGACAACAGGAGCGCCAGAUCAACUACGAAAAGACCGAGUUGAAGAUGGACGUGCUGAGAGAGAGAGAAGUGAAAGAAAACCUAGAGCGACAACUCAUGGAGGAGCAGAAGAUACGGGUGAUAUACCAGAAGCGGCUGAAGAAGGAGCGUAAAGCCCGUAGGAGACUCCAGGACCAGCUGGAGCUGGAGAUGAAGAGGCGCUCACAGCUGGAGGACGCUCUCAAAGCCAGCGGAGCUUCUGCUGACGCCCUGCGCAUGCUCAAUGCAGAGAGCGGGAGUGAACACAGGGUGUCGAGUGGUGGAGACCAGUCAGAGAGCUCAUAUCCCAGACAGCAGCCCACUCAUGUACCAGAGCCACCUAGUGAAAAGCAGUGGAACUACUCCGGUCUAGACCUCAUGGGUUCUGGAGCAGCCUUCUGGCAGAAUUAUUCAGAGUCACUAGCCCAGGAGCUGGAGCUGGAGAGGAAAUCGAGGCAGCAACAGCAACAACAACAACAACAACAACAGGCCGAACGGGACGUCAAAUCGCCCCUGCAAGAGUCCCGGGCUGGCUACUACAAGAAUUCAGUGCUGUUCACUAGCGCCACUUAGUGUGCAAUGCCUCAGAGCAUUGUGUAACCGUUCAACGAUCUCAAGUAGAAGAACAAAACGAGUCAUCGACAGCUCUACGAGAAUCACAACUACCGACAACUCUGGUGUAGAUAUUUCAGUGACACGCGCGGAGGCCAUCUUGUCGAGUCCUUUUUGUGUGUGCGUGUGUGUGUGUGUAUGUGUGUGUGUGAAGUGAGAAGCGUUUACACUAAUUUUCGUAAAAAUGAAAAUAAAUGUACAACAUUUUAAAGACGUGAUUAAAUUAUAAGAAGAAUGAUAAUCAGUGGGCGCAAAAGUGAACUACAUGAGACCGUCCUAAAAUUAAGUUUUUCUGGGACGACGCGUAUAUUGAAGAUUCACCGAUAAAUAAAAGGAGAAAGACAAUGAAGAAGAAGAAGGAAUCCGUCUUUUUUUUUUCUUUAUUGUACAGAUUCUCCAUCAUAUUAUAUGUCGUGGAUAUCGUGUUUCUGUCAACAGGAUUUUGCAGAUUUGUGUUAUGAUUAAUUUAUUUACUACACCUUCAUUGAAGAGAAGAUAUUGGGUCUGGCUUCAAGACCAUUGAAUAGAAUUGUUCUUGCGUGUUUGUGUAUGGUAAAUAGACAAAAUGAACACUUGUCGCCAUGCAUGUGAUUAUUGCUCUCAACAAAAACAAAACAAAAGAAUGAAUGCUGUUACAUACAUAUAUAUUAUUAAUAUAAUUAUUAUGAAUAAUGCUGUUCUACAAUGUCUCCCAUAAGGCGUUAGAAGGGCAAGAUAAUGUCGGUGUUUAUGAAAGAAUUAGAUCAGGAAGUGAAGCAGAUUAACAAUACUAUUUAAAACAUUUUCAUGAUCACAAUCGUCUUCGAUAACUGAAUUCUUUUCAUUUCAGUUCUGUGUAGAUGUAGCUGUGGCGCGGGUAGUCCGCGGUAUUUCGCUUUUCCGAAAUGAAAGGAAAAGUGUUAUUAAGUUAAUUUCCCCCGAGUGUGAAAGUAGUCGAUAAUUCGAGUGAUAAAGAAAUUUAACGAUUAUAACAUAAUUAUACAUAAAUUAUUAUAAUUAAAGAAAGACUGCUUGCAUGAGAGUGUGAUGGUGAGAUUCAGUUUUAGCCUACUAUUAUUAUCAUUAUUGUCUUUUCAAAUGUAGACAAAAUAGACUACAAUUUCGUGAUUUAAUAUUCAAAGAAAAAUCGUGUUUAUCCAGUAAAUUAUGAUAAGUGUACAAAACCAUGGAAUACACGUGUAUGGGGGACCUUUCCUGAGUGAUUUUUUUUCUCUUUUUGAGGGAAAUAAUAAAAUUUGAAAAGUAGUUUAUGUCGUUGAUGAAGUGGAAACUACGGAAAAAAGGAUAUUGUCAUGAAAAAUACUACAGCAGAACGUAAACAAUAUAAAUAUUAUAUAUUAUAUUAUAUAAAGAAGCUUCAUAUUAAUAAUGAAUGGUCGUUAUUAUAUACAACAAUUUAAUGAAAGAAUCUUUGUACGUGUUAGCAUUUCAUAACAAACAGCUUGGUGCGUGUAAAUCCCAAACUUCUUUUGUGAAGAGCGUGGUCCCAUGCCCCAAGACUUGAUGUUGCACGAUACCCCCUCCACUCAUUCUAGCUCUAGAACAGUUGUCAUUAUUCGUAAGGGCGGACAUAGCACAGUUUUUAAUUCGCGUGGUUAAACUUGACAGUUAAAUUUGUUUUAAAAUUGUUACAUAUAAAAAACACUUCCCAUUUUUAAAAUGUGUAUAUUCCUGCAUAAUGGAAGCAGUGACUUGACACAUCUUCCUAAGAACUAAUGAAUCAAUGAGGUAAUUUUAAGCAUGUCUACGUUUGCCACGACGAUCAAUUAUAUUCUCUGCAACAUCCAGAACAAGAGGAAGUAGCGGAAGUCGUUUUAUAGGUACGGAAUUCUAAUUUCCUCAACAAUAGUAACAUGACGAUUUAUAUCUGCAGAUGAAUAUAGCAGUGGUAUACGACGGUGUGCAUGUGUUCGUCCGCUAACACUGGUGUUUUUUUAUAAAAAAUAAAGAAAAAUAUGUUUAAAAACGCCAUUGCCAUAUAUCGGUGUUAGAAUAUAGAAAUAAGAAUUUCUUACUUUUACUUUGCGCUGCCCCUCAACCUACCAGUACUGCUAGUAAUAAAAUCUCGCUGCACCACAAAACAUAACCCACCACAUUAGCCACCAUACAUCACCCUCAUUCAAAACACCAGUAAACGGUCCUCUUGACAAUCAUAUUCGGAAAACAUAUUUCAAAAUUUCACUUUUAAUGAAAUUCAGUGACCUCUCCAUCUGCGUCUUUGUCUAAUACACACCCUUUACACACAGUGCACAGUGAAAUAACAAAUUCUUCAACAGGCCACUAGAGUUAAAAUCCUUUUAGUUGUGUUACGACUAUGAAUCCCUUGUGUCAUAUAAAACUAUGAGAAAUUGUGGCAAUUUCUUGUAUAGUACUUAACAUUUUUAAGUAUAAAAUAACCACAUACUACUGCAAGACUUUUAUAACUAAAUGUUUGGGUUAUAAAAUCUCCAACGAUUGUGACUGAAGCUAAUACGUAUUAUUUAUUAUUGUAACUAUUCCCCCUGCACUCUUCAUUAGUCAGAUCCCUCCAGUUUGGCGAGGCACCUGGGAUUGAGGCAUGUAUAUUAUUUCAUGUGUAUAACGUAUGAUGUAUUAUAACAUACCUAAUUAGAAUAAUGAAAGGCUUUGAGUGAAACACAUUGGGACCUAAGCGCAGAUACAAAUGUUGCUUAUUGGCAUAUGGCAAAGAAGUGGCUAUAAUCGCAAAAUAUGAUUCAGAGUUUAAUACUAAAGCCACGUCACUCAACAAUUCGGUAGGAUGGAAUGGAAAGACAGACGAUAAGAGUAGCAAGGGAAGUACCUUCAGGCUGUAAUAUAACUAUUAAAUAAUAUGAGUGCUGAUUUAGAAUAUAAGAAACUUCAUUACCAUAAAAGAAAAAAGUAAAGUUGUCCUUGUGCUUAACUAAUUGAGCACUGUGACAUGAAGGCGUAU